Messenger RNA from Gorilla gorilla gorilla (western lowland gorilla), 1421 nucleotides. RefSeq names its product procathepsin L-like. The transcript has 8 exons. Lineage: Eukaryota; Metazoa; Chordata; Mammalia; Primates; Hominidae. The record is from RefSeq and is a predicted model, not a curated record. Gene Ontology annotation, molecular function: cysteine-type peptidase activity. Gene Ontology annotation, biological process: proteolysis.
AGGCGACAGGAGACUCCUGGACCCAGCACCUGCCCACUGUGCCUGUCCACCUGUGGCUACAGCAGCUGAGACCCCAGUGGGCUAAGAUUGGACAGGGGCCACCAGGGACCCAGCAAGUCCUUCAGCUCUAUUUUUGAAACAUGAAUCCUUCACUCCUCCUGGCUGCCUUUUGCCUGGGAAUUGCCUCAGCUGCUCUAACACGUGACCACAGUUUAGACGCACAGUGGACCAAGUGGAAGGCAAAGCACAAGAGAUUAUAUGGCAUGAAUGGAGAAGGAUGGAGGAGAGCAGUGUGAGAGAAGGACGUGAAGAUGAUUGAGCAGCACAAUCAGGAAUACAGCCAAGGGAAACACAGCUUCACAAUGGCCAUGAACGCCUUUGGAGACAUGACCAAUGAAGAAUUCAGGCAGGUGAUGAAUGGUUUUCAAUACCAGAAGCACAGGAAGGGGAAACAGUUCCAGGAACGCCUGCUUCUUGAGAUCCCCACAUCUGUGGACUGGAGAGAGAAAGGCUACGUGACUCCUGUGAAGGAUCAGGGUCAGUGUGGCUCUUGUUGGGCUUUUAGUGCAACUGGUGCUCUGGAAGGGCAGAUGUUCUGGAAAACAGGCAAACUUAUCUCACUGAAUGAGCAGAAUCUGGUAGACUGCUCUGGGCCUCAAGGCAAUGAGGGCUGCAAUGGUGGCUUCAUGGAUAAUCCCUCCCGGUAUGUUCAGGAGAACGGAGGCCUGGACUCUGAGGCAUCCUAUCCACAUGAAGGAAAGGUUAAAACCUGUGGGUACAAUCCCAAGUAUUCUGCUGCUAAUGACACUGGCUUUGUGGACAUCCCUUCACGGGAGAAGGACCUGGCGAAGGCAGUGGCAACUGUGGGGCCCAUCUCUGUUGCUGUUGGUGCAAGCCAUGUCCCCUUCCAGUUCUAUAAAAAAGGAAUUUAUUUUGAGCCACGCUGUGACCCUGAAGGCCUGGAUCAUGCUAUGCUGGUGGUUGGCUACAGCUAUGAAGGAGCAGACUCAGAUAACAAUAAAUAUUGGCUGGUGAAGAACAGCUGGGGUAAAAACUGGGGCAUGGAUGGCUACAUAAAGAUGGCCACAGACCGGAGGAACAACUGUGGAAUUGCCACAGCAGCCAGCUACCCCACUGUGUGAGCUGAUGGAUGGUGAUGAGGGAGAACUUGACUGAGGAUGGCACAUCCAAAGGAGGAAUUUAUCUUCAAUCUACCAGCCCCUGCUGUGUUGAAUGCACAUUUCAAUCAUUGAAGAUCCAAGUGUGAGUGGAAUUCUGAUAUUUUCACACUGGUAAAUGUUACCUGUAUUUUAAUUACUGCUAUAAACAUGUUUGUAUUAUUGAUUCACUUACUUUGUAUUUUCAUUUUAAAAGGAUAUAUACAAUUUUACCUGUUUAAAUAAACUGUAAUUUCAAAUGUA